Molecule: messenger RNA, 2446 nt
Organism: Notothenia coriiceps (black rockcod)
Lineage: Eukaryota; Metazoa; Chordata; Actinopteri; Perciformes; Nototheniidae
Gene: atg4da
Product: autophagy related 4D, cysteine peptidase a
Exons: 11
Coding region: 416-1915 (499 amino acids)
Biological process (GO): autophagosome assembly; mitophagy; protein processing
Cellular component (GO): cytoplasm
Molecular function (GO): protein-phosphatidylethanolamide deconjugating activity; cysteine-type endopeptidase activity
Source: RefSeq, a predicted model, not a curated record
CUCUUGCUGUCAAAAGGGGGUCGCUAAAGCGGUUGUUCGUCAGGGCACCAAACGCCGCAAUGUACUGGAUUAUUUUCACCAUAGCUUGUACAAUUUAGCUUCUUGGUUGGAUUUAAGAAUGCCCAACAAACUGACACCAACUGCGUUUUGUUGAAAAGUCAAUAUCAUCGCUCUGUCCGGUAUGAAUGUUAGGUAGCUAGCGCCGGGGACUAGCGUCAACAAUGCUAACCUUUAGCUUAGCUUUAGCAAGCAGUACAUUUAAUUUAUUUUUGAAGACUGCUGUCGUGGAUGAAGACUAAGGACAUUGCUGGAAUGAGUCAAUAUACUCCAAAGUUUUGACCUUCUUAACUGGUUUCUACAGCAGUUCUAUGUUGCAAUGAGAAGCGUUGGACUUGAGCUCUGAGUGCUCAGCGGCAUGAACUCGGUUUCCCCCAGCGCAGUACAGUACGUGGGGGUGGUGAUGCAGGAGGAGCUGGUGGAGAGCCGGAGGCCGCAGCCCCUCGAGCGGCAGGGCAGCUUCGGUCUCAGGCCGGCCCCGACCACAGAGCCCGGCAGAGAGGCCAACGGAGAGCCGGACGAGUUGGACAAACUGAAAUCCAAACUGAUGACAGCGUGGAACAACGUCAAAUAUGGCUGGACUGUCAAAUCUAAAACUUCAUUCAACAAAACCUCGCCAGUAAUCGUCCUGGGAAACUCCUAUCUGCUCAACAGUGAAGAUGAGGUGGAGCGGUUUCGUCUGGCCUUUGUCUCCAGGAUCUGGCUGACCUACAGGAGGGAGUUCCCUCAGCUGGACGGCUCCACCCUGACCACAGACUGUGGCUGGGGCUGCAUGCUGCGCAGCGGCCAGAUGCUGCUGGUGCAGGGGCUGCUGGUCCAUCUGAUGCCCAGAGACUGGGCUUGGCCAGACGCUCAGCAGCUCACUGAAGUGGACUUUGAGGUGUUCAGACCGCGCUCCCCAGCCCGGGCAGGAGGGGUCCCCAUCCCCUCCUUUGGCUCUCCACGCGGAUCCAACACGCCUGAAAAGUCCCUGGCGAGUGAUCAGGUACCCAAGUGCAGCCAGAAGAAUAGACCUGAGUAUAGAAGGGACAGUCAGGCAGAGACCCUCCACCACAAGCUGGUCUCCUGGUUCGGGGAUCAGCCGCCUGCACCUUUCGGGCUUCACCAGCUGGUGGACAUCGGUAAAAGUUCAGGGAAGAAGGCUGGAGACUGGUACGGACCCUCUAUCGUGGCUCACAUACUACGGAAAGCAGUAGCCAAAACCUCUGUGCUCCACAACCUGGCUGUAUAUGUGGCUCAGGAUUGUACAGUGUACAAAGAGGAUGUGGUGCAUUUGUGUGACCUGUCGCUGAGCCAGACCCCGCCUGACCCAUCCAGCCAGGCCUGGAAGUCCGUCCUCAUUCUGGUGCCUGUACGGCUCGGGGGGGAAGUCCUCAACCCGUCCUACAUCGAAUGUGUCAAGAACAUCCUGAAGCUGGAGUGUUGUAUUGGAAUCAUCGGAGGCAAACCGAAGCAUUCACUAUACUUCGUUGGCUUCCAAGACGAGCAGCUGCUGUAUCUGGACCCUCACUACAGCCAGCCUUUGGUGGAUGUGUCACAAGUCAACUUCUCACUGGAGUCGUUCCACUGUAGCUCUCCUAAGAAGAUGCCCUUCAACCGCAUGGAUCCCAGCUGUACCAUCGGCUUUUAUGCCAGGGACAAGAAGGACUUUGAGUCUCUAUGUUCUGCUGUCAGUGAGGCCCUGUCAUCAUCGAAGGAGAAGUACCCCAUCUUUACCUUCGUAGAGGGCAAGAGUCAGGAUUUUGGACUUCAGGGCCACGGCAGCAAUAACAGUGGACCUGCAGCCCACAUCCUGCCCCCCGGCAGACAGGGCAUGAUGAACAACAGAAGAAACAGUGAUGAGUUCGUCUUCCUGUAGGCACUGGGGAGGAUGCUCUCUCAGCUCUCACCAGUAGGGGGCAGACCGGACAUCUCACUUCCUCUCAAAAAGGAAAGACUGGAUUCUGUUUGCGGUGCGUCGGCAAGGUGGAGAGGACGCAUUAUCGCCUGCACUGCUCAAACGAAAAAAACAAACAGUGUGGCUUCUGUCAUCACAUUUUGUGUGAUGGGUAUUAUAAGCUAACAGACACUAACGGGUGCUGUCUGCAGCAUUAUUUCACUGGGCAAAGGCAUGAUUUCAAAACGGAUCAUGGUUGGAAAUGUUUCUCGUACUUAAAACACUUGAUCAUACACCUAAAGUGAAACAUAUAUGAGAAAACCCAAGCGCUUUAAAUUACUUCUAAAACACUCAGAAACUGUUUUCGCCCUGGUCUAAACUGGACAGGAAGUUGAUGUGAUCUCUACUUCAUGAUAUUUGAAAAGCUCUCUGGUCAGUCGGGGAAGGGGUUCUUGACUUGUAUGAUAUAUCAUCUGCUGUACAUCUCUUUAUUUUGCAUUCUUUACAUUUAUU